AUGGCUGGUGGUCAGGGAUCCCAUCUCAGGCGAGGGCACUCGUUAUGGGUUUUCUUUGCCAUUGCGCUUGGUCUGUUGUGUGUAUUCUUUUGGCCGCAUGACUCAAAAUAUUUGCGCAACUCCAACAUCCUUUCUCGUCGUGCUGCCCCAAUUGACAUUGUGAGCACUCAACCAAAUCAUACCCUUUCUCGGCGGGAUGAUUAUUCUUGCAGUGCUAGUAAACCUUGCAGCAAUGGUGCCUGUUGCGGCGCUGGUGGAUACUGUGGUUAUGGUUCGACAUACUGUGGUACGGGUUGUGUGUCGAACUGCAAUGCUACUGCAGAGUGUGGAAAGGAUGCAUCAACACCAGGCAAGACCUGCCCACUCAAUACAUGCUGUACUGGAUGUCAAAGCAACUGUGUUCUCAAUGUUCCUGUUCCAGGCGGAAAAGCUUCGAUGGAUGUCCUGAGCAACAAGGUUAUUGGAUAUUACGAGGCAUGGAUGGCCCGCAAGGCCUGCCACAAGAUCAAACCGACCAACUUGCCGUUAGAUGCAUUGACUCAUGUGAACUUUGCAUUCGCCUCAAUCGAUCCGUCCACGUAUGAAGUGGUCGCGAUGGACUCGUCUACCCCAACCAGUCUCUUCCAAGAAACGACUAAUAUCAAGUCUGUCAAAGAAGACAUUAGUGUCUUUAUCAGUAUUGGAGGAUGGACAUUCUCCGACAACGGUACUGAUACACAACCCCUGUUUGGGGAGAUUUCAGCUUCUGAGACUAAGCGGAAGACCUUCGCAAACAACGUUGUGCAUUUCAUGAGGCAAUACGGGUUUGAUGGUGUCGAUCUCGAUUGGGAAUAUCCGGGCGCAGGCGACAGAGGCGGUAAACCCGAAGACACGAAGAACUAUGUCCUUUUGAUGAAGACACUGAGAGAGACAUUCGAUGCGAGUGGAAACACAUUUGGUCUGACCUUCACUGCCCCCUCUUCAUACUGGUAUCUCCGCUGGUUUGACUUGCCAAGUAUGGUGAAGUAUGUUGACUGGAUCAACGUGAUGUCGUACGAUCUCCAUGGAGUCUGGGAUUCCGACAAUCCUAUUGGUAGUAUUGUCCAAGGACAUACCAAUCUAACUGAGAUUAAGAGUGCCUUAGAUCUCUUUUGGAGAGUUAAGAUCCCUCCCGCCAAGGUGGUGUUAGGCAUUGGGUUCUAUGGUCGUGCAUUCACUCUACAGGACAAGAGUUGUACGAAACCCGGGUGUGCCUUUAGUGGUGCCUCAGACGCUGGGCCCUGUUCAGACGCUGGCGGUAUGCUUGCACACUAUGAGAUUAUGAGUAUCUUGCAGGGAACCUCGACCAAAAGGGCCACUAUCUCACCAAUUCACGACGAAAAGGCUGCAGUCAACUACUUUACGUUUAAUGAUGAUCAAUGGAUCUCGUAUGAUGACAAGACAACCUUCAAGCAAAAGAUUGAUUGGGCAAAUGAUGUUGGAUUGGGGGGCGCAAUGGUCUGGGCGUCAGAUCUGGAUGAUGAUAAAUACUCCGCCCAUACCGGCCUUGUCGGUAGAAGUAUUAUUUCAACACACACACUUCAGGCUUUCAACAAAGCGCAGUCAAACGCUAAGUCCACUAUCACAGACUUAUCAGCCUUCACUGGACAGAAGUGUUUCAAGUACACAAAGAGGUGUAUCAAGCUGGAUGACACUGAGGCCAUGUCGAAUGCCUGUGGUGACGGUUAUACCGUUGUUGGCUGGGAUGAUGCUGGAUGUGGCAAGUCAAGCUGUGUAAGUGCGAGCCCUUUGGAACGUGUCUUCGGGACUAACGGCGUACAGCACUGCGGUAAGCCAAUUUGUUGCCCUCACGGUGCCGCUCCCAAGGGGUGCAAAUGGCGCGGUGACGACACUGGCCAACUCGGCUCCAGUUCAGAUUGCAGUGGGCAAUGUUCAGCGGGAGAAAUCAAUGUCAAUGGCAUUCGUUCGUCAUGGGGUGGUGGGUACACUAACGACGGAAACACCAACAAAUGCGGCCGCGGAUACAAGGUAUUCUGCUGUCCGGACCCUGACUACCACGAAGUCACCAAGGGGUGCUCUUGGGCUAAAUGUGGAAAGGAAUGCCCGAGCGGAAAAGAAUCUGUCUUGACAUUGUACGACAAUUGUUAUUCCAAAGGGGAAAAAUACUGCUGCCCUACCCCAGUUGAGCUCACCAGCUGUCACUGGACAGGUGGAAGUGGUGGUAGAGAUUGCGUGAAUGCGAAGUGCAAUUCCACCGAGCUCCAGAUCGCAACCUCUUCCCUAGGUGAUGGCUAUCUUACGUGUGACUAUAGCGGCUAUUGUUCAAUAAGUGAUCGUAAUGACAUUCUGAAACGAGCUGCGAGCGAGCUUCUCGUUCUCUCGCCUGUCUCGCCCAGCGAAUCCAGUCUCGAAAAACGGGCUGGGAAAGUGCAAACUUCGCUCACAGUGGGGGCGCUCACGAUCAUUCGGAUUAUCGCUAAAUAUCCAUCUAUGGGAAAGCUGUUCACUAUUAAACAGGCAGCUUUGGUGCUCAAGAAGGCUUUCAGGACACGGACCGGUACCUGCGGGGGCUCUGUUUUACAAAUCACGAACUUGCCUGACCAACCGACCGCAGCACAGAUUAGUGGCCUAAACAGUGAGCAUCCAGUUGACAAGAGACUUCAGGACAGCGUACUUGAAUCAAUGGCGAGUGGCAUACUCCCCUCUGGGCGCAUUGCACAUCUCAAACCGAUAUCUGAGAAUUUCUGGCGUUUUAAAUGGAGCUUCGCCUCCGCCAAAUUGGCCCAGAAACCGCCUGUAGGUAACAGCAAAGGCAAGCAGCCGGCGCAGCCUAACGAACGUUUUGGAGAAGUCUUCGGAUCAGACGACAACCCGUACCCCUUCAUGGCCGUCGAGGCCUCGCUUAAUAUUCGCAAGGGCAAAAUCUUCGAGUUGAAAAACCCGGUCGACUUGAAGGUUAUCCAGACAGCAGCAAAGAAAGCCGUGAAGGUAGAUACGAUGGAAGAAGCUAACGUGUUCCUUUCGAAACUCCAGGUGGCAUUCGCGGCCUUCGAGUAUAUUCGGGAUGCCCAAUUCCAGGCUCGAUUUGACCAUGUGAUAAAGAAUGGAUAUAUAACACUGAGCGAUAUCGAAGAAACGACCGAGACUUACAACCUCCAGAAUUGGUGGGCACUUUGGAAUGAUGAUCACUUCACGGAGGCCCUACGAGUUGCACGGAGAUGGGCACGUGACGCAAUUCGGGAUGCAAGGGCCCCGUAUAUCGAAGCAUAUGAGGCAGGCCACGGACUGGAAACUUAUGAUCGUGUGAUGGCCGCAUUGGAUGCCUUUGAAGACCUCAUCGCAGAAAUCCGGAUGCCGGAGGUGAAAAGCUACAAGCAGAAAAAUCCCUACAAUGGUGAGGGGCCAAGCGGGUACAACUCGUAA
Penicillium vulpinum is the source of this 3402-nucleotide messenger RNA. RefSeq lists its product as uncharacterized. Gene Ontology annotation, biological process: carbohydrate metabolic process. Lineage: Eukaryota; Fungi; Ascomycota; Eurotiomycetes; Eurotiales; Aspergillaceae. The record is from RefSeq and is a predicted model, not a curated record. Gene Ontology annotation, molecular function: chitin binding; hydrolase activity, hydrolyzing O-glycosyl compounds. The transcript is spliced from 8 exons. The coding region runs from base 1 to 3402 and encodes 1133 amino acids.